AGUAAUUCAUUCAGCUGAUCAUAUGUGUUGGUAUUUUCCAACCAUAAUGGCUGCCGUGAUCCAUGCGCAGUAUCGAUCAUAUUUUAGUUGAUUUCUAACUUGAGUGCCGUUGCACAUAUUCGAACAUGUUUGUACUAUUAAUUUGGUUGCAGCAGUGGCAGGUUUGCUACUUAAUUUGGCUUGUAAAAAAAUCCAGUUAUUUUUCAAAUUCAUUACGUUUAAUGAAAUAGACAAAGCGUUGAAUGUGUAUGUUGUUUUUAAGAGGCUAUCAGUUUAAACUUUUCAUUUUAGUGAUGUUUUAUGUGCAAGUUUAAUGUGUAGAUGAAAAUGAAAAAGGAAAUUGAACAUAUAUUUCAGUAUAAUUGUCUAAUUUAUAAUUAAAUGGAUUAACUUAAUUAUCAUAUGUCGGUGAAAGCAGUUUACAGUAAGUUGAAUAUAGUGACAGUACCAAGUGCAAUGACUGAAAAAUUUAAUUAUUGAGCUAAAUAAAGCAAUUUGGAUAGAGUGACUAUAAAUGUUUUUUAAUGUUAAUAAAAUUUCAAAUAUAAAUUAUUUUGCAAAUCGAAGCCUCACAAGUGAAUAAAACUAUUUAAUUGACAGUUAAAUAUCGUAAAAUGAAAAUACCUAAAGUGAUUCAACAAUUGUUUUUCCAAUAUGUUUUUAUUUAAUGUUUUUGAUGAGUUCAUUAGAGAAAUGUAUUUCGAAGUUGAGAAACACAUGCUACUACCAUUAUAAACUAGUGAGAUAAUCUACUACUAAAAUAAAUGGGUGAAAACAGGGUUGUUCAUUGUUUUUUUAGGAAUUUGGUAAAUAAUAAACUACCAUAAAAUAUAAUAGUUCUGUUUUCAUAAAUUCGAAGAUUUGUUUUUACACUGUUAAGAAAAAGCUAACAUAUGUGAUAAGUGUAAAAAUUCUAAAUUUUGAAUUUAAAAGCUUUUCCCGACUUUUAAAAUAUUGAAUGACAUCUUUUCAAAAACAUUUUAAUUUUAGAAUCUAAUCAACUAACGUGCAUUUAAUUAUAAUUUUUGUGCCAAGUAGUGACGAAAAUGACAGUAGAAAUUACAGAAUUAUCUUGGUAUUCCAAACUAUAUAACUAUCUAAAAAAUCGUAACCGUAUCGAACCUGAAAAAGUAAAAUUACCUGAUUGUGAUUUUUUUAUUGUAGGACCUCGACGUAUACUUCGAGUAUUAAGGCCAGUUCAAAAAAGUAGCGAAUUUUAUGAUUUAUCUGCGGAUAAAUUGGAAUCUAUUAAUGAAAACUUCAUUUCAAAGUGGAUAGAAAAACCUCAUUCAUCUAAUAACUGCAGAUGUUCAUUUCGCCAAUCUUUUGGUCUCAAUAAAACUAAAAUAGAUGUAGUUUCUACUGAGAUCAAUUACACUAGGGCUAAUUUUCGAGAACAUGAAGUAAGAGGACCAAAUAUUAAUGAAUCAGAAAACAAAGACAUAGUAAAUGUGAAUUGUCUUGAAAAACCGAUGACAUCAGAGCCGACAAGUAAAAUUAUUGAGAAAAUCUGUAAAAUUACAAAAAAAAGUUACUUGGAGAGCCAUCAAAAAGAUGUUCCUACAGUCAGAAAUGAAAUUGUUAAAGAUUUAGAACAAUAUAUUGAUAUAAUACUGAAAGAUGUUCUUGACCAUACAAUGAAAGGCAUGAGUGGUGCUGAUCAAACGAUUUCUAGUGAAAAAUAUCUUAAUAAUGAGAAUGAAUAUAUUUGUACAAGAUCGGGUGAUACAAUAACUAAUGAUAAGUCAAUAAUUAGUCCUUUGGACAUAAGAUUUGAAUUUCCUGUUGAUAACUACAGGAGUGAAUAUUGUGUUACAGAUAUUGAUAAUUCUGAGCCUUAUAGUUAUGUAAAUCAAGCAUUUAUUUCAUCUGUAAAUGAACCCCAUAGAUUUGAUUUCGAUUUGAGAAAACCAAUCAACGAUAAAAAUCUUGAUAUAAUAGAUUGUACGGAUUCUGGCGUUAAUAGUGUUGAAACAAUGGAAUUUUCAAUUGAAUCAGAUUUUAGUCUUGAAAAAUCAUUAAUGCAUCUAAUAGAAAAUAAAUUUAGUCAAACGCAGAUGUUGUCAAGUCUAGAUGAUAAAAAUACUACGAGCCUUACUGAAGAACAUAAAAAAAAUACAGAUACCAUAAAACAUGACCAACAAGUUGCAGCAAUUCAAAAUGAAAAUAAAAAUGACACCUCUGUAGUUGCCGAAAAUAAAAUCGAUGAAAUGAGAUCAGUUGUAGACAAUAAUUAUUUUGAAGUGCCAUUAAGAGAAAAUCCAAUCGAAAAAGUAAGUUCAAUAGCCCUUUUAUAUGAAAAAGUUACUGCUAAAUUCGGGAAUACUAGUAAAAAUAGUGACAAUAAAAAAAAAAGUAAAAUAUUAAAUGAUGGAAGUAAAAAAAAAUUAAAAGUGAAAAUUAUAGAAACGGAAAAUUAUAAGACAAUAAAUAAGGGUUCGAAAGAUGCUGCUGAGAGUCACAAGAAGUCAGUGACAGCGUCAGAUAUCAUUCAAAGAAUUCGAAAACCCAUAAUUGUAUUUCUCCAUGGAUUCGGAUCAUCUGCAGAAAUUUUCAGAAAUCAACUUCAAUUUUUUUCAAAUAUGGGUUAUCCUUGCAUUGCUCCCGAUAUGUUAGGUCAUGGUAUGAGUUCCGCUCCAGAUAGAAUGCGUGAUUAUCAUUUCCAGAAAUUAUUUAACGACUUAGAAAAAAUUCUUCAUCACUAUGUUUUCAAACCUGGACAAAAAUGUAUUUUAGUAGCUCACAACUACGGGUGUAGUUUUGCAACAGCUUUGGCAAGUAAAUACACACAUCAAAUACAUCAGCUAGUUCUUAUAUCAGGCGGUGGACCGAUUCCAUUAGUGGCACCAACGAAAGAAGGUGCAGGCCACUGCUGUUUAAGAAUAAUGUUAUCUCCAUUAUUAAUGUGCGGUUUACGCCGAAAUAUAUUAUAUGCAGCAAGGGGUCGACAGCAUCCUUAUUGUGGCUCUGAACAAAAAAAACAAUGGCCUCCUCAUAUGAAAUAUAUCUUGAAUGGUAUGUUAUGGCCAGAAGGUGAUUAUCUUUUUCACAGAAGAAUAUGUAUUCCAACACUACUUAUACAUGGACUUAAAGACAAUGAUGUGUCACUUGUACAAGAAUGUCAGAUGGAGAGAACAAUACUCAAAGCUUAUCUUGAAGCUAUUCCCAUGGCGGGACAUAUACCUAUGAUAGAUACUCCUGAAGAAAUUAAUCACAUGAUAAACUGCUUUAUAAAUUUGUGGAGUGAAAAGAGAAAGGAGUGACUACAGGAAAUAAAUUACGUUUAAUUUAAAUAAGUGGCAUUCACUACAGUAAUCGGGAAAAAAAGCCCCGCAAAAAAUAGACCCGCAGAAAAUAGACCCAACAAAUCAAUUUUUCAGCUGAGUACCGAUUUCAUGUGGAACGUCAUACUCGGCUUUACAAUUUGAUGGUAUCAUGUCUUCCAAUGUGUAUCAAUUCACUUAUUAAUUUUUUUCGUAAGAAAAGAACACUUCCAUUGGGUCUAGGGGCAAAAUCCGGUGGGAGUUGGGGGGCGGAGCCCCUGGGAUGAAAAUAGCAAGUUUCAUUAUUUUGCAAAGAUAACAACAGACGCUCCAGUCAAAAUUUGAAAUGUGGUUUUAGCCUAGAUACCCUCAAUUCUAUUGUUAAUAGGCUUGUCGCUCACUGUAGAACUUUAAUUUUGAUCUCCAUGCCUUCAAAGUAGCAUUGGGAAGAUAAAAUUAUGUUUCUAAAGUGAUUUUAGAACUGUGAUUUUAUUCUCUAUAGUCUAAAAUUUUAUUUAAGAAUAUAUUUCGUUGGACUUCCAAAUUUUUAAACUUUUGUCAGUCGAUUGAAUUUUUCUAAGCCCAAAAUAAAAUUGUAAAAUUAUUUAGGACCUAGAAAAUUUUUUAACUCUUUUAAAUCCAUUCAGUUUUUCCAACUUGAAAACUUUUUUUUUUAUUUAUGUUUAUUUUAUCUUGACGGUUUUGAAAUUUCAGUUAAAUGAAUAUUUCUGUUACCCAAUCGAUAUUCAAAUAUUUUCUAAAUAUUAACUAUUUUUAAUUCAUAAUUUAAGUAUUUUGCCAAACCCGGGAAAAAAUUGUCUGACCUGACCAUGUCUGUCUAGUCAGGCAUGGUCAUUUUUCAUGUCCGAUCAGGCCUGAAGGCUCAUGCCUGUUCAUGUCUGAUUAUUUUUUCCCGGGAAGUUAGAAAAAAUGAAUGUCUACUUUGAUCUAAAGAAACUAUUGGCUAUACUUUUAUGAACCAAAAAAUCAUUAAUCAAACAAUUGUGUUAAGGUGAAAACUAUAAAUAUACAUUAAAUUAAAAUACAUAGAUAUCUAAAACAAUAACUUAGUCAAAAUUUUUAUUAUUUAUUGUUAAUAUGUUCAAAUACAAUUAAUUUAUUGGAGUUCUUAAGUAUUAUCUGGUACAGCUAUAAACAUCCGAUCACCAAUUUCCAUUGCAAUACAAAUUGAUUCCAAUAUUAAUUUUUCUUCAUCUUUUGCUAGCGUGAUUGUUUAUUUUUGUUUUAUCUCUAUACUAUAAUUUAAUAUAUGAAUAUUUGUAACGUUAUUUAUUUAAAAAUCCGCAACGAUCAGCCAUUUUAAUCUUAUAGUUGAUAUCCCCUUUGUUCCCCUUAUCUAUUAACGAAUAUCCGAUAAGAAUUUCUUAACUAAAAAGUAGAUUUUGGAGGGUAUUUUUACAUUCCUACCAACAGUAAAUUUACCCUACAUUUGGUAAAUCGAACGAAACUACCAAAGUUAGGUCAGAUUUAGUUCUGCUCAAUAGAUUGCUUUAUCGCUCGAAUGUGCAGCUUCAAUAACCUAAUUUAGGAUAUUGAGGGCAAAUCCACAUUUCAAAUUUUGACUCGGGCGGGAAAAAAAGAAUUUCUUCUAUUAAUUUGUUAUUGGUAUAUGUUCAACAUAUCACUGUUUUUUUAGGAUGAAUUUGAGGUUGUUAUCGUAAAAAUCCGGGUUCGAUUUC
Microplitis demolitor is the source of this 4963-nucleotide messenger RNA. RefSeq lists its product as uncharacterized. Gene Ontology annotation, molecular function: catalytic activity. Lineage: Eukaryota; Metazoa; Arthropoda; Insecta; Hymenoptera; Braconidae. The record is from RefSeq and is a predicted model, not a curated record. The transcript has 4 exons. The coding region runs from base 1047 to 3263 and encodes 738 amino acids.